Molecule: messenger RNA, 1560 nt
Organism: Tetranychus urticae (two-spotted spider mite)
Lineage: Eukaryota; Metazoa; Arthropoda; Arachnida; Trombidiformes; Tetranychidae
Product: lipase 3-like
Biological process (GO): lipid metabolic process
Source: RefSeq, a predicted model, not a curated record
CAAAGAAUCAUUAUAAAUUUCUCCUUCGAUAAAAUGGGUUCUACUUUGUUGCAGUUUUUCCAUCUCAGCAUAAUUCCAAGUUUCCUUUUGAGUUUACUCCUCUCUUCAAGUUAUGCAAACGUCUCAUAUCAAAAGUUGCCUCCACCAGAGAAUCCUAAUUUUGUCCAGGAACAACUUAUAUUAAAUCCGUUCAAGACAACAUUAAAUCAAGGUCUAACCUGUGGACAGUUGAUUGUAUCUCGAGGCUUCAAGUAUGAACGUCACUUUGUAACAACAGAAGAUGGUUACAUACUUCAAUUAUAUCGAAUCAUCAAUCCAUAUGCUCAAGCAGCUCGAGGACGUAACCUCAAGCCAAUUCUGGUUCUUCACGGUGGCUUCACAUCAUGUAGUAGUUUCAUGAUUAACGGUCCUGGUGGUCACAUAAAGGAAUGGGUCAAUGGUAAACCUCCUCAUGAUACAUCCAAAAGUCUUGCUUUUGCUUUGGCCAAUGGGGAGUUCGAUGUUUGGCUGGGAAAUGUCAGAGGAACCAGGUAUUCGAAUCAUACUCGACUCGAUCCAUAUAAAGAUCAUGAAUUUUGGAAUUAUACGUUCGUUGAAAUGGGAAAGUAUGAUGUAACUGCUAUGGUCGAUUAUAUUAUUGACGAAACGGGAUUUGAGAGAAUUUUUUACAUUGGUUAUUCACAAGGCACUAUGGCAAUAUUUACUCUAUUAGCAAAGCAACCACAGUUUGCGUGUAAAUUGAAUUUAAACAUUAAUGUUACACCAAUAGCUUUUAUUGGUGACCUAAAAGGAAUCGCAUCCGUUAUACCACGAUCAUUAUUGCUCACGGAAAUCGGAUCACAAUAUUCAGGUCCUUUAUUUCCCUUUCUCCAAGAAUUAGAUGCCAUUUUAUCGAUAUUGUGCACAAACGAUGCUGUUAAACCGAUUUGCUUCGAAAUUUACAAUUACUUGUUUGGACCUGAUCGAGAAAUGGUUUCACCAGAUCAAAUAAAAGUACUAUUCAGUCAAGUGGAUCAAAUGUCAUUAAAAAAUUUUCUGCAUUAUAUCCAAUCAUUCAAAUAUGAUCAAAUUCGUGAGUUCGAUUAUGGUCCAAAGACAAACCUUGAAGUAUAUGGUUCGGAAGAGUCACCCAAAUUUCCCUUUGAAAAUGUUCCAGCCCACAAUUUGGUUAUCAUUAGUGCAUUGAAUGACUAUUUCGCUCCACCAGUAAGCGUUCAAAAGCUGAGAAACAUUUUGCCAGAUCGGCCUUUUAUUGAUCAUGUGGUUACAUGGCCUCUGUGGUCACAUACUGACAUCUUACUUGCUGAUGAAGCCUUUGAGUACAUGCAUAGCGUUAUUAUCGAUAUAAUCCGAGUACAUGGUGAAGACAUUCAAGUUUCACCGGAAAUUCGAGGAAAAAACAUUUCCACUUCAACUCAUGAUAGCUGAUGUCAAACAUGAGCAAAUGAAAUGUACGUGAUGGUUCAUUUUACCUAAAAAAUAGAGUUUAAUGUUCAUUAUUAGCUUUUAUCAAACAGAACCAUUGAUUUAAUAAUAUUUCAAUUUUUUUUCGAACACAUU